Messenger RNA from Capsicum annuum, 2251 nucleotides. RefSeq names its product protein ROOT PRIMORDIUM DEFECTIVE 1. The transcript has 2 exons. The coding region runs from base 160 to 1407 and encodes 415 amino acids. The record is from RefSeq and is a predicted model, not a curated record. NCBI's taxonomy places the organism in Eukaryota, Viridiplantae, Streptophyta, Magnoliopsida, Solanales, Solanaceae. Gene Ontology annotation, molecular function: RNA binding.
UGAUACGUUGUUCUUGUUGUAAUGCUAAUAUAUCUUGUGUAUAUUCUUUUUUAUAUAAUCCAAUUUUGUUAAUACGAGAUAUACAAAUAAUGUGCAUGUAUAAGAAUUGGUUGGAUAAUAUAACAAAAUAAAUUUGACUAACACCACCGGCGAUAUACCAUGCUGGCCCAUCUCCUCCAAAAACUAAAUGGCCACAAACCACCCACCGCCGCCGCCGCCGCUACCACCGUCCUCCUCCGCCGUAAAACCACGUCAGCUGAAUACGUAUCCUCAAGAAACCGAGACCCCACUUUCGAAAAACUCAUGGACAAGUACAAAAACCUCUUCAAAGUCAUCGCUAUUCAAGACCUCAUCCUCGGCGCAACCACCAACGCCGCCGUACCCGCCGGCGUCUCCGUCGACUUCCUCAACCGUCUAUCCCAGCGCCUCCAUCUCAACCGAGGCGCCACCCAUUUCCUCCGUAAGUACCCCCACAUCUUCCACAUUUUCCAUCACCCUACUAAAUUACAACCUUAUUGUACACUUACCGAAAAUGCCCUCAAAAUCAGCCGACAAGAAGCUACAGCUAUUAAUGAUACUUUACCAGUUGUAGUGAACCGCUUGGUGCGUUUGUUGUCUAUUUCAGUGACUAAGACAUUGCCCCUUAGAGCCAUUUUUAAGGUUUUUAGGGAACUUGGGUUGCCUGAUGAUUUUGAGGAUAGUGUAAUCUUGAAAAAAUCGGAUCUUUUUGCACUUGUUGAUAGCGGGAAUGAACCAAACACCCAUUCGUUGAAAUUUGCUGGUGAUAAUAUACCAAAGGGGGAGUUAGUUGCUGCUGUUGAUAAUUGGAGGGUAUUGGAAUGUUGUAAAGAGGAUAUUGGGGUUGAUAGGAAUGAAAUUUUGUAUAGUUUUAAGCAUAGUUAUCCACCAGGGAUGAAGUUGAGGAGGAGUUUUAAGGCAAAGGUUAAAGAAUGGCAACAGUUGAAGUACGUGGGGCCGUAUGAGGAAGUGGAGAUUGGAGAGAAGAGGAAAAAUAAGAUUGGGAUGAUGGAGAUGGAGAAGAGAGCUGUUGGUAUUGUGCACGAGUUUUUGAGUUUGACAGUUGAGAAAAUGGUUGAGGUAGAGAAGAUUAGUCAUUUUAGGAAGUGGUUUGGGAUUGAUUUGAAUAUAAGGGACUUGUUUUUGGAUCAUCCUGGGAUAUUUUAUUUAUCAACGAAAGGGUAUAGGCAUACAGUUUUUUUGAGGGAGGCUUAUGAAAGGGGAUGCUUGAUUGAACCAAAUCCGGUGUAUGAGGCUAGGAGGAAGCUUCUUGACCUAGUUAUUUUGGGACGACGAGGGUUGUCUAGAGGUCAUCCUGAGCCAAGAGGUGUUAGCCAGGGGGAAGAUGGUUUCACGGAGGAGGUGAAGACUGAUUCAGAUGAAGAUUGAAUUACCGAGACCUUGCAUCCAUACCACAAAUGCAGGAUGCUUUGCAAUUGCUAAAGGCCCUGAUGGAAAGGAUCAUACAAGUCAAGAGGAUUGAGCAAACUUUUAGCAAUAUAAAAUGGAGGGAGAUGUGUAACAUCCACAUUGGCAAAGACCAUCGUCAGCGACCAUGAAUUUUCCACCAAUUUGCAAAGAGAUCUGCAUCUGAGGAAAAGGCCGAGUCUCCUUUUCCAGUUGUAACAAUGCUGCAAGGCGUGCUGCUUUGUGACGGAUGACCUGUGCAAGUGAAUGUGCGACUCUGUUUGGUCAUCGCAAACCUACUUAGCCAAUGUAGAUACCAGUUCCACUUGUAACUUCUAGAAGUUGUGAAGGUGGGAAAGCUAGUGAAGGGGAUCUGAGCAUUCAGUAUAUCGUUUGGGUAAAGGAAGUCAUCCUGCAUGAUUUGGGGUUGUGUUUAAAUUGGAGAUGGGAGAAGUGUCAUUGAGUAUCUCAGUUUGCUCACAAAUAAUCAGGUUGGUUAGAUGUUAUUCCGGCAGGUUGUGUUGUACUUCACUCACAAAUCCCACAAAAUUCCAGCAGAGACACAAAACUUUAGUUGUUUUGGUACAUCUACAUAAGUGUUGUUGGAUAAGAAUUACCCCGGUCUCCUUGCUGGCGGAGGUAGCAGGUACCAAGUGAAAUAGUCGAGAUGCAAUUUGGACACCACAUUUAUUAAAAGGGGAACUCUUGUGGGUCCUUCAUCUGUCUUUAUGUAUGAGUUGAGUCGGACGAGUGAGUUGAAAGCAGAUAUUAGUUGAAGACGAAUGUAAGUUAGAAAUUUCGGAAUUUGAUUUGGAAGAAUGCACCA